Messenger RNA from Oncorhynchus tshawytscha (Chinook salmon), 5937 nucleotides. Its product is annotated as mucin-5AC-like. Gene Ontology annotation, biological process: DNA integration. Lineage: Eukaryota; Metazoa; Chordata; Actinopteri; Salmoniformes; Salmonidae. Gene Ontology annotation, molecular function: protein binding; nucleic acid binding. Gene Ontology annotation, cellular component: extracellular matrix. The record is from RefSeq and is a predicted model, not a curated record. The annotation marks the transcript as partial. The transcript has 33 exons.
AUGGCUCUGUUCAGGGGUUUCUUCGAUCAUCCACCGGAAAGUAGAGAGGGGGGUGAGCUCCUACUCCAACUACAGCAGGGUGGCCAGAUCGCUGCGGAGUACCCACUCACUGUCCGGACAGUGGAAGCAACCAGAGGAUGGAAUGAGCCGGCGCUCUACACCCUAUUCAGAUGGGGACUGCACGAAGAGGUCCAGACAGAGUUGGCCUGCCAAGACGACACCUUCUCCUUGGAUGCAUUCAUCACGAUGGCCAGCCGUCUGGAUAACCUCCUUUGGGAGCGUCAACACCUCCAUCGCCUCUCUCCUUCCUCCAUUGACCAUUCUGAGUCAGAGCCUAAACCAAUGGAGGUAGGGGCAUACGCCUCCCUGCGGCUGAGUGACACCAUCGGAGACAGCUUUUGGACUGUCCCUAUUACGGUCAGGAGGGGCACCAGCUUCAACGGUGUCCGAGUCCUGUGGUUGCCCUUCAGCCCAACAUCCCAGAGGUAUACCAAGACCUGCGGGAGGUUUUCUCCAAGACCCGUGCCAUCUGUUUCCGUCCUCAUUGCCCCUUGGGACUGUGCCGUUGAUCUGCAUGCAAGCUCUGCGCCUCCGUGCAGCCGCAUCUACCCUCUGUCAGUGGCUGAAACCAAGGCUAUGGAGGAAUACAUCCAUGAGGCUCCAUCAGGGUUUCAUUCGCAGUCCUUCUUUUUCAUGGCCAAGAAGGAUGGAGGGUUAUGCCCAUGCAUUGAUUACAGAGGUCUGAAUUCCAUCACCACAAGGUACCGCUACUAUCUCCCAUUGGUGCUGGCCACGUUCGAACAACUCUUUACCAAAUUGGACCUGCGGAGUGCCUACAAUCUUAUAUGCAUUCAGGAGGAUGAAUGGAAAACGGCUUUCAGCACAAUGUCUGGUCACUACGAGUACUUUGUGAUGCCUUAUGGAUUAGCCAAUGCUCCGUCAGUGUUCCAGGCAUUAGUCAACGAGGUGUUCUGGGGCAUGCUCGGAAACCAGGUGGUCAUGUAUAUCGAUGACAUCCUGGUCUACUCGGCUAACUUGGAGGAUCACAUCGCUCAAGUCCAAGUAGUCCAGGAACGCUCCUGGCCAACCAUCUUUUUAUCCCUCUUUCUGGUCUCCCUGCCUCUCUCCGGGUUGCUGCGGGACUGUUCCAGCAGGUCUUCCAGCAAUGACAUUCCGGAGGACAUCAUCUCCGACCGUGGCCCCCAAUUCACGUUAAGGGUAUGGAAAGCCUUCAUGGAGAAGCUGGGGAUCAUGGUCAGCCUCACUUCUGGGUACCGGCCUCCAUCUAAAGGGCAGGUGGAGAGGAUGAACCAGAAGCUGGGGAGGAUCCUGAGGAGUCACUGCCAGGACCGUGUGUUCUGGGAUACGCCAGCCCUGGCUCCAUGGACCCUGAGCCAGAUCAAAGCUCCUGUGGUGAAUGAGCUGGUGGUUCCUUGUCCCCUGGCUGAUGCAGUCCUCCAUAACACCCCUUCACCUCCCCUGGACAUCGAGGGGAGCCCCGCAUAUGCCUUCAGAUCCCUCCUGGACUCCCAACGUCAUGGGGGCCGACUCCAGUACUUGGUGGACUGGGAGGAGUACGGAGUGAAUGCCUCACACAAUGACCAGGUCUGCAGCACAUGGGGUAACUAUCACUUCAAGACCUUUGACGGGUACUUUUUCCAGCUCCCCUCUACCUGCAACCAUGUUGUGACCUCACUGUGUAAGAGCAGCUAUGAGCCUUUCAACAUCCAGAUGAGGCGGCAGGUGGUGGACAACCAGCCCACCAUUAGCAAGAUCACCAUGAAGCUGGAUGGUGUAGUGGUGGAGCUAUCCAAGGGUGUUGUUGUGGUCAAUGGGCAGACGGUGACCCUGCCGGUCAGCUUGUCUGGAGUCAGCAUCGUGAAGACUACAUCCAAUUUGAAGGUCGUAGCCAAACUGGGGCUGGUUGCUGUUUGGAACAAGGAUGACUCCCUAAUGAUUGAAAUGAACGAGAAGUACAGAAACCAGACCUGCGGACUGUGUGGUGACUUCAAUGAAGUCCAAACAUACAAUGAGUUCAUCAUCAAUGGUGGGAAACUCUCUAGCUCUGACUAUGGAAACCUCUGGAAACUGGAUGGUCCUCUGGAAGUCUGUGAGGAGCCUACACUAACUUCCGAUGAGAGUUGUGGAGAUGAGGAAUUUUGUCAGCAGCUAUUCUCCAGUGCAGCUUUCAGUAGCUGCACUAAUUAUUUGGACAUGGACGCCUUCAUCAAGACCUGCCUUGCUGACCUGUGCCACUGUGAUAACAGCACCAACUCCUUCUGCCUGUGCAACACUAUCUCAGAGUACUCCCGUCAGUGUGUUCAUGCAGGGGGGAAGCCCCAACAAUGGAGGACUGAACAGUUCUGCUAUAGGACAUGCCCCGACAACAUGGAGUACCAGGAGUGUGGAAACCCCUGUGUUGACACCUGCUCCAACCCAGAGGCCAGACAGUUGUGUGAAGACCACUGUACAGGCGGCUGCUUCUGUCCUCUAGGUACUGUUUUCGAUGAUGUCAACAACAGUGGCUGUAUUCCAGUGAGCGAAUGCCUCUGUGUCCACAAUGGACAAUUAUACAAAUCUGGAGAAUCUUACACCAGCAACUGUAAAGAAUGCACCUGUGCUGGUGGUCAGUGGGCCUGCACAGACAAGGACUGUCCUGGGACCUGCUCUGUGGAGGGAGGAUCCCACAUCAACACCUAUGAUGGGAAAGCCUACACCUUUCACGGGGGCUGCUCUUACAUUCUGACCAAGCAAUGCAAUGGAACUGAAUUCACCGUGCUGGGAGACCUUGUGAAGUGUGGGUUGACUAACACUGAGACGUGUAUGAGGGCUGUUACCCUUGCCCUCUCCAGCAGAUCCACCGUGAUCCGAGUCCAGUCAUGUGGAAGUGUUUUUGUAAAUCAGAUUCUUUCUCAGGUGCCACUCUAUACAGCUGAAGUGACCAUCUUCAAGCCCUCCUCAUUCUACAUUGUUAUCCAGACAACUCUUGGAGUUCAACUUCAGAUCCAGCUUUCACCAGUUAUGCAGAUCUACAUAACUGCCAUCUCAUCCUACAAAGGAACAACCUGUGGCCUUUGCGGAAACUACAAUAAUGUUCAGGCAGAUGAUUUCAGAGUCAUCAGUGGAUUGGUGGAGGGCACAGCUGUAGCUUUUGCCAACACAUGGAAGACCAUGUCUAGCUGCACUGAUGUCAAGACUAGCUUUGAAAACCCCUGCAGUUUGAGCAUUGAAAAUGAGAAAUAUGCCCAGCACUGGUGUUCCAUGUUAUCAGAUCCUAAAGGAGUGUUCUCACCUUGCCAUUCUGAAAUAAGACCUGACACCUACAAAACCAAUUGCAUGUAUGACAGCUGUAACUGUGAGAAAAGUGAGGACUGCAUGUGUGCUGCCGUCUCCUCUUAUGUCCACGCUUGUGCUGCCGAGGGUAUCCAGCUCACUGGCUGGAGAGACACUAUCUGCAAUACAUUUGCCACUUGCCCCAGUCAAACAGUUUAUACCUACAACAUGACCAGCUGUGGACGCACCUGCCGCUCCCUGAGCAUGACAGACCAAUCUUGCCAGGUGGAGUUUGUUCCAGUGGACGGAUGUGGCUGUGCAGAGGGCACCUACAUGGACGAGGCUGGCCAGUGUGUUGCCCCCACCAACUGUCCCUGCUAUGACAAGGGCUCGGUGGUCCCUGCAGGAGAGACUAUCAGCAGAGACGGUGCCACCUGCACUUGCAGACAAGGGACACUGAGUUGCACUGGGGAAGCAAGACUAUUUAUAUGCACGCUGCCAAUGGUUUUCUUCAACUGCUCAACUGCACCUCCAGGAGCUUCAGGUUCAGAGUGUCAAAAGAGCUGCAAAACUCUGGACAUGACCUGUAUUAGCACAGAGUGCACAUCAGGUUGUUUGUGCCCCAACGGACUGGUGUCUGAUGGAAAUGGAGACUGCAUCAAGGAGGAACUUUGUCCUUGUGCUCACAAUGGAGCUACUUACCAAGCUGGAGAGACCCUUAAGGUUGACUGCAAUACAUGUACUUGCAAGGACAGACAAUGGCAGUGUACCACAAAUCUCUGUGAUGGAGUUUGUGCAAUCUAUGGAGAGGGUCACUAUAUCACUUUUGAUGAGAAAAGGUUCAACUUUAAUGGAAACUGUGAAUACACUCUCAUUCAGGACUACUGUGGCAAUACUAAUGGCAGUGGCAGCUUCAGAGUCCUCACUGAGAACGUUCCUUGUGGAACUAAAGGCACCACCUGCUCCAAGACCAUCAAGCUCUUCCUGGGGACCAGUGAGCUCAUACUGGCAGAUGGGAACGCUCAAGUUGUCAGGAGUACUCCAGAAGAGCAGUUUCCUAAACAGAUCAGCCUUCUGGGGAAUUAUCUGGUCAUUGAAGUCAAAAGUGGUCUAAUCCUCAUGUGGGACAAGAAGACCAGUCUCUUUAUCAAGCUUAGCCCACAAUACCAGGGGCUGGUGUGUGGUCUGUGUGGAAACUAUGAUGGCAACGCAAACAAUGACUUCACCACUAGAGCCCAAGCGACUGUUGUUGAUCCGGUGGAAUUUGGAAACAGCUGGAAAGUUUCAUCAAGCUGUCCAAGUGUAUCCGCUGUAGCGCACCCAUGUGCCUCCAACCCGUACAGAGCGUCUUGGGCCCAGAAACAGUGCAGCAUCAUUAACAGUGAUGUUUUCACAGCCUGCCAGAACCAGGUGGACCCCUCUCCUUACUACGAUGCUUGUGUGAGAGACUCAUGUGCUUGUGACAGUGGUGGAGACUGUGAGUGCUUCUGUACUGCAGUGGCAGCUUAUGCAAAGGCCUGUAAUGAAGCUGGAGCAUGCGUAGCCUGGAGAACCCCUCGAAUUUGCCCACUGUUCUGUGAUUACUACAACCCUACUGGAGAAUGUGAGUGGCACUACAAGGCAUGUGGAGCUCAGUGUAUGAAGACCUGCAGAAACCCUUCCGGAGACUGUUCUAGUUUAAUUCCAGCAUUGGAAGGCUGCUAUCCUAACUGUCCUGCGACACAACCUUACUUCAAUGAGGAGACAAUGAAGUGUGUGGAGAGGGAACAAUGUGGCUGUUAUGACUAUGAAGGAAACCAGUACACCAAUGGACAAAAUCUUCCGGCACAAAAUUGUGAAACAUGCACCUGCACAAUGACUGGAGUGAGCUGUAGUUAUAAUGUAAAUGAUUGUACAUGCUUGCAUAAUGGUAAACAACACCCAUAUGGAGAAACCCUCUACAAUACAACAGAUGGGAUUGGUAACUGCAUAGUUGCUGUUUGUGCCUCGAACGGAACCAUUACCAGGAACAUUUCGCCUUGUAAAGUGACCACAACUCCAGUACCAACCACAACAUCCCCUCUGACCACAACAACUGUCCAUGCAACUACAACACAGACCUCUACAACAACACUAAAGCCCACAACUGUCUUCCACUUCUCAACACCUGAACCAACAUCAACAUCAACAUGGACGUCAACAACAAUGGAGACCACAACAACUACGGUACCCUCAACAAGUGGAGAAGAAUCUACAUCGACCACAGCUGAAACUUCAACAAAGGAAGAAACAACAACUGAGAACAUCGCAUCCACAAAGCCACCUAAAGAAGUCCCCACGGGCCCAACAACCACUUCCACCACUGGAAUUGUUGAAACCUCUACUUCAACAUCACAACCCACAGCAACAGGUGAAGAAACAACAGGGCCAGUUGUCAUAACUUCCAAUCCCACUACAUUAACAACAACUACAAUUGCACCCACAACAACGACACCUACCACGGGUGGAACUACAAGAAUUGAAGAAACCACAUCUGAGUCAAUUUCAACUACUUCCACAAAGCCACCUAAAGAAGUCCCCACGGGCCCAACAACCACUUCCACCACUGUAAAUGUUGAAACCUCUACUUCAACAUCACAGCCCACAACAACAGGUGAAGAAACAACAGGGCCAGUUGUCAGAACU